GGUGGAGUUACUGAGGAGAAGCAGCAGCUGGAUUUUCAUGAAGUUUCUGCUGCUCAUAUGUGAAAAUUUACAGAUUGCUGUUUCACUAGCUCAUUCAGAAUGGCUGGUCCAGUUCCAGCGCUCCCAGACUCAUUUACUCCGAAUUCGGACACCGUUUACUCGGAUCAGUUUGGCUUUUACUCUCUGGACAGUAACGUUCCUGGUCUUUCUAAAGUCAUCUUAGACAAACUCAACAUGAAAGACUACAAAGAAUACAGGGCUGCACUGGAGGGCAAAGGAAAGGUGGGAUUUCGCUCUCACAAAGAGAUGUUUCAAAAUCUAGAAGAAACGUUCAAAUUCUGCACCUGCUGCUCCAAACUCCCGUCCAACCUUUCAGACCCAAAAGCCCUCAAACGCUGCAUUAAGUGUCUGAACGUGUAUUACUGCAGUAAAGACUGUCAGAAGAAGGACUGGUCUUUGCAUAAGCAGUUCUGUAAGAUGCUUCAUAAGGUCUCCAUCGACAGGCUGGUGGAGUGGCUCGUUCACACAGGAGAUCUUCCUUUCCCUGCGGAGGCGUGGUCUCGUCCCGCUAAAGACAUCAGGUGUUGGGAUGACUGGUUGUCCAUGCAGGGAGAUCUGACGCCCCGUCUGGACACAAUCCUGUCUGGACAAAACAUGACAGACCUCUGGACCAAUGCCUGCAGACCACGGCCGGAGGAGGCGGAGCUUCGUAAGUCUGUGUGGCGAGUGUGCAGUGAGUUCUUCUCUCGCUCGCUGACGCUGGGCCUCGGGAUUCAGAUGGCCCGUCUGGACCCAUAUUCCCGUCCUCUGACCGUACAUCUCGUUGGGGCCGGUCACAACGAGACCCUGGGAGCCAGAACCACAGACAUGGACGAGCUCAGCCGCAUGUUCCCGGGGCACCAGGGGCUGGAGGUGGUGAUGGUGGGGCCCGAGGUGGUCCAGGGGCCCAUCAUGAGGCCCCCGCUGAGGGCGUUUGGACCCCGGGGAAAGGUUUACAUCAGCGCUUACAAGGGCCUCUACCAUCAGUUCUGGGAGGAAGUUGUGGAGAAAGGAGAAGCGGCCAAACCAAAUCUUGUGGUCGGAUUUCAUCCAGGGUUCCACGCGUCUCAGGGUUUAGGAGAGGGCUGGCUGCCCACGUUACUGCUGCUCAGAGACUAUAACAUCCCAUCCAUCUUCACCAUGUACAAUGAUGCUGAGCUCCAGUAUUCCCUGAAGAUCCUCAUAGAGCUGGAGAUGGACGUUAAAGACACCGGACCCAAUCCCUUCAGCUCCCAGAAACCCGAGCAGGUCCAGUCCAGCCCAAACAAGGGCCCCAGUUACUGCAACGCAUUUUAUAUUUACUUUCAGGGUCUGCUGGAGACACAACAGGAGGAGUAGACUCUCACAGACCUUCGCCUUCAUUCACUUAGAAACCAGCUGAAUGCUUCUAAAAAAGCCUGCAAAUGAAUAACCCCCUGAAUGGCACUUGCUAUUACAGUUGAAUAAUUAUUUAAGAAAUAAAUGUUUAACGUAAAACUGCUGUUAAACAGUUGCUUGCAACACAAUUUAGUGAACAUUUAGCGCCCCCUAGUGCUGAAAUCUGCCAUGACAUUUCCUUUAUUCGCUCUUUAAAAGUUUUAUAUUAUAUUAUAUUAUAUGUGAACCUGGACUACAAAACCAGCCAUAAGGGUCAAUUUGUUUGAAACUGAGAUGUAAGCAUCACGUGAGAGCUGAAUAAAUAAGCUUUGCAUUGAUGUAUGGUAGUUAAUAUAAUAUUAAUAUAGGAAAUUUACAAAAUAUCUUCAUGGAACAUGAUCUUUACUUAAUAUCCUAAUAAUUUUUGGAAUUAAAGAAAAAUCGAAAAUUUUGUCCCAUAUAGAUAUUGUUGGCUAUUGCUGCUACAAAUAGCCUACCCGUGCUACUUAUGACUGUUUUUGUGGUCCAGGUUCAAAUUUGAUAAAUAAUCUUCAUAAUCAUUCAUUUUUUAUUUAAAACCAAAAGGUCUAUUUUGAUCCCUUAGUCAGAGCUCGUGCCAGAUUUGUUUAUUAUCUGUAUGUUUUAGCUUCACUUGAGUGAUUAUUUAAUAUGGAAGAAGCUUUAUAAAGCUAAU
Molecule: messenger RNA, 2089 nt
Organism: Onychostoma macrolepis
Lineage: Eukaryota; Metazoa; Chordata; Actinopteri; Cypriniformes; Cyprinidae
Gene: mss51
Product: putative protein MSS51 homolog, mitochondrial
Exons: 7
Coding region: 100-1377 (425 amino acids)
Source: RefSeq, a predicted model, not a curated record